AUGCGAGAUAACAAGUUGCCGAAGGAAGGCAAGUAUGAAAUACCAGGGAUUUACUCUGCCCUAGAAUCCCAACAGGAAGGCAAGCUUGAGAUACCAGGGAUUUACUCUGCCCUUGAAUCCCAACAGGAAGGCAAGUAUGAGAUAUCAGGGAUUUACUCUGCCCUAGAAUCCCAACAGGAAGGCAAGUAUGAAAUACCAGGGAUUUACUCUGCCCUUGAAUCCCAACAGGAAGGCAAGUAUGAGAUACCAGGGAUUUACUCUGCCCUGGAAUCCCAACAGGAAGGCAAGUAUGAAAUACCAGGGAUUUACUCUGCCCUAGAAUCCCAACAGGAAGGCAAGUAUGAGAUACCAGGGAUUUACUCUGCCCUAGAAUCCCAACAGGAAGGCAAGUAUGAGAUACCAGGGAUUUACUCUGCCCUUGAAUCCCAACAGGAAGACAAGUAUGAAAUACCAGGGAUUUACUGUGCCCUAGAAUCCCAACAGGAAGGCAAGUAUGAGAUACCAGGGAUUUACUCUGCCCUUGAAUCCAAACAGGAAGGCAAGCUUGAGAUACCAGGGAUUUACUCUGCCCUAGAAUCCCAACAGGAAGGCAAGUAUGAAAUACCAGGGAUUUACUCUGCCCUAGAAUCCCAACAGGAAGGCAAGUAUGAGAUACCAGGGAUUUACUCUGCCCUAGAAUCCCAACAGGAAGGCAAGCUUGAGAUACCAGGGAUUUACUCUGCCCUUGAAUCCCAACAGGAAGGCAAGUAUGAAAUACCAGGGAUUUACUCUGCCCUAGAAUCCCAACAGGAAGGCAAGUAUGAAAUACCAGGGAUUUACUCUGCCCUAGAAUCCCAACAGGAAGGCAAGUAUGAAAUACCAGGGAUUUACUCUGCCCUAGAAUCCCAACAGGAAGGCAAGUAUGAGAUACCAGGGAUUUACUCUGCCCUAGAAUCCCAACAGGAAAGCAAGUAUGAAAUACCAGGGAUUUACUCUGCCCUAGAAUCCCAACAGGAAGGCAAGUAUGAAAUACCAGGGAUUUACUCUGCCCUAGAAUCCCAACAGGAAGGCAAGUAUGAAAUACCAGGGAUUUACUCUGCCCUUGUAUCCCAACAGGAAGGCAAGUAUGAGAUACCAGGGAUUUACUCUGCCCUAGAAUCCCAACAGGAAGGCAAGUAUGAAAUACCAGGGAUUUACUCUGCCCUAGAAUCCCAACAGGAAGGCAAGUACGAAAUACCAGGGAUUUACUCUGCCCUAGAAUCCCAACAGGAAGGCAAGUAUGAAAUACCAGGGAUUUACUCUGCCCUAGAAUCCCAACAGGAAGGCAAGUAUGAAAUACCAGGGAUUUACUGUGCCCUAGAACCCCAACAGGAAGACAAGCAUGGAGUACGGGGAUCUAUUCAGCCCUGGAGUCCCAGAGAGCUGAGGGUCAACAUCCGGCCACAUGAAGAGCUGAGGGUCAACAUCCGGCCACAUGAAGAGCUGAGGGUCAACAUCCGGCCACAUGUAGAGCUGGGGGUCAACAUCCGGUCACAUGAAGAGCUGAGGGUCAACAUCCGGCCACAUGAAGAGCUGAGGGUCAACAUCCGGCCACAUGAAGAGCUGAGGGUCAACAUCCGGCCACAUGAAGAGCUGAGGGUCAACAUCCGGCCACAUGAAGAGCUGAGGGUCAACAUCCGGCCACAUGAAGAGCUGAGGGUCAACAUCCGGCCACAUGAAGAGCUGAGGGUCAACAUCCGGCCACAUCUGAGGGUCAACAUCCGGCCACAUGAAGAGCUGAGGGUCAACAUCCGGCCACAUGAAGAGCUGAGGGUCAACAUCCGGCCACAUGUAGAGCUGGGGGUCAACAUCCGGUCACAUGAAGAGCUGAGGGUCAACGUCCGGUCAUAUAAAGAGCUAAGGGUAAACAUCCGGUCAAGAGAAGAGCUGAGGGUCAAUAUCCGGUCAUAUAAAGAGCUGAGGGUCAACAUCCGGUCACAUGUAGAGCUGAGGUUAACAUCCGGUCACAUGUAG
This is a messenger RNA of Haliotis rufescens (red abalone), 1992 nucleotides long. RefSeq lists its product as uncharacterized. Bases 1 to 1992 code for a protein of 663 amino acids. NCBI's taxonomy places the organism in Eukaryota, Metazoa, Mollusca, Gastropoda, Lepetellida, Haliotidae. The record is from RefSeq and is a predicted model, not a curated record. The transcript has 4 exons.